Molecule: messenger RNA, 2224 nt
Organism: Parus major (Great Tit)
Lineage: Eukaryota; Metazoa; Chordata; Aves; Passeriformes; Paridae
Gene: RNF215
Product: ring finger protein 215
Exons: 10
Coding region: 1-1107 (368 amino acids)
Biological process (GO): ubiquitin-dependent protein catabolic process
Molecular function (GO): ubiquitin protein ligase activity
Source: RefSeq, a predicted model, not a curated record
AUGGCGGCGGUGCGGGCGGCCCUGCUCGCCCCGCUGCUGGCGCUCGGCCGGGCCGGCUCGGGGCCCGCGACCCCCGCGCGGGUCGAGGUGGCCGUGUCGGGGCCCGGGGCGGAGGGGCCGGCCGGGGCCGGGGCCGGCAGCGGGGCCGCGGGGCCCGGCGGCUCGUACACUCUGCGCGGGGCCGUGCUGGGAGCGGGGGGCGGCCGGGCCGGGCCGGGCCGGGGGGGCCCGCGGGGGGAGCGGGAGGAGAUGGAGAUCCAAGGCCGCCUGGUGCUGGUGGGUGACGUGGAGCCGGAGCUGGGUGCUGCUGACAGCUGGAUCGGGGUGGUGCCCGUGGGCACGGAGGAGCCGGCCGAGGGCCCCCGGGGUGCCAAGGAGGAGUCCUUCACCACCGCCGUUGUCACCAAGAUGAAGCGGGCCCUGGUGCUGGGGGCCUCUGCCCUGCUCAUCCUGGCGCUGAACCAGAACACCAUCCGUGAGCUGGACGUGUCCCAGCUGCUCGCCAAGCCCGUCAUCGUCAUCCAGUCCUCGGACAACGUCACCAGGCUGCUGGGAGCGCUGCUGCGUGGGCUCCGGGCUACGGCAAAGAUCACGUACCAGGCAGUGCUGCUAGAGAACCUGGGAGUGACCCUCACGCUGUGGUCAACCUGUGGCCUGUCCCGAGGGGGCCUCUACGGGGAGUGGCAGGGGGUCAUCUGUCCCGGGGAGAGCAGCUCGCAGGUGCAGAAGUACCUGCAGCAGCUGUGGAACACCAUCCUGCUGAUCGCCCUGCUGCUCUGCACCGGCGUCAUGGUGCAGGCGCAGCGCCAGUCGCGGCAGGACCUGUCGGAGCGGGAUGCCGAGCUGGACCUGAAGCGGCACAUCCGGCAGCGGCUGUUGGCGCUGAAAACCCGGCGGUACCAUCCCGGGAAACCGCCCCGGAGCCGGGCCUGCGAGAUCGACAGCUGUGCUGUCUGCCUGGACCAGUUCCACAAGAGCCAGUGGCUGCGGGUGCUGCCCUGCUCCCAUGAGUUCCACCGGGACUGUGUGGAUCCCUGGCUCCUGCUGCAGCAGACCUGCCCUCUCUGCAAGCGCAACAUCCUGGGGAACUGCUGCACAGACAGCUAGCUGGCCUGAGGACACACUCCAGGGACAGAGCACGGCCGCUCCAGGGACAGGGAGGGGGGCAGGGGGUGCCUGGUGAGUGGCGCUUGCUGCCGGAGCAGGGUUGGUGUGGCUGUGCCCGGCACAGUGCCCAGACUUUGGAGAGGGAAGGGCUCGGGGCUCUCCUGCUGGGUGUGAGUAGAGGGGUGGGGGUCCAGAUGGGCAGUGUUGGGGAGGGAAGAUUUGGGGCACCCGUGGGUGUAUUGGGGUGGGAGCUAGGGCAGGGAGAGACCUAUUCCUGCUGUGCUCUUGCCCUGCUCACAGCAAUUUUUUUAAGUCUUGGGUUUUUUGUCUAUUUGCUGGUGGCUGUGGCAGGGUAGGCAGAGCCUGGCUGCAGUGCCAGCCCCUCUGGGAGGUGGGUGACAGACCUGCCAGGGCUGUGGGGAGACUCACAGCCUCAGUGUGGGAGGGCAGGGGUCAGACACUUUAUUUAUAAUAACUUAUUAGAAAGGAUGGCACGAGUCAGCUGCAGAGCCAACACAGGGCUUGGCUCACCCAGCACAGUCACUGGGGACCUGCUGUGAGCCCUGCCUGGGUCCUGCCCCACGGGCUGCAACAUGGCACGUAUCCGUCCCUAUUAAACAUGGAGCAAGGCUGGCUGUGUGGUUUGUGUGGGGCUUGCAUGGCGCUCAAAGUGCUGGGGAGGCAGCUCAGAGGUCAGGGCCAGCCUGCACCAGUGACUCCCAGCCCCUCUGGGUGUUCGUGGAAGGGGGAAAUGACUUUCCCAGGUUGUGGCUGUGCUGGUGGGCUAAGGGUGGCUCAGACUCCUCUCAUCCCAGGCCAGCUCUGCUUUCCUCUUCCAAGUGUGGCCACAUCCCAGUCCCCUCUUGGGAAUGAUUCCUGGCAGGAGUUAGUACAUGCUGUGUCCUGCCCAGGGCUCUUUUGGGGACUGCAGCAGUGGCACAGCCAUGGGUGACUGAGCUCCAGUGCCCAGGAACGUCCCUGGAGCAGCUCCCCAAGGAACCAGGCGGAGCCCGGGUUUCCCAAGGGAAUGCACCUUCCUAAUGCACAAAGAACUGGUAAUGAGGUCCCCUGGGCAGGGCAGGUGGCUGCUGGUAUAACACAAUUUCUCUGUUGGGAA